This is a messenger RNA of Oncorhynchus gorbuscha (pink salmon), 1623 nucleotides long. Its product is annotated as membrane-spanning 4-domains subfamily A member 4D. The coding region runs from base 319 to 888 and encodes 189 amino acids. NCBI's taxonomy places the organism in Eukaryota, Metazoa, Chordata, Actinopteri, Salmoniformes, Salmonidae. Gene Ontology annotation, cellular component: membrane. The transcript has 7 exons. The record is from RefSeq and is a predicted model, not a curated record.
CUCUCUCUCUCUAAUUCUCUCUCUCUCUCCCUCCCUGGUUCUCUCUCUCUCUCCCUCUCUGGUUCUCUCUCUCUCUCUCUCUCUCUCUCUCUCUCUCUCUCUCUCUCUCUCUCUCUCUCUCUCUCUCUCUCUCUCUCUCUCUCUCUCUCUCUCUCUCUCUCUCUCUCUCUCUCUCUCUCCCUCUGGUUCUCUCUCUCUCUCUCUCUCUGCAUGUGUAUGAAAUUGUCUUUGUCCAUCACAGCUUGCUUACCAGACCAGCGCAGACGCCCUCCAAGUGUGACUUCCUCCAUAAAGUUAGAAACGAACAGCGGCAGGUAAAUGAAGUACACAUUUCAGUCAGAUGAGUGCAUGGUCAUCACUAUACCUCUGGGCAGUCUCAGAGAUGCUCAGGAGGGCCAGAUGAUGCCUGAGAACUUCCACUGUGUCUUCAAAGAUGUCUACAAGGUCUUCCUCAAGGGUCAGCCUAAAGCUCUGGGGGCGGCUCAGCUCAUUGCUGGAGUCCUUGUCUUGAUUCUGGGGCUACUGUUUGUCCAGCAAAGCAAAUUAGUUCUGAUCUACACCGUGCCCAGUGUCCUGUUUAUGCCUGCCGGAAUGCUGACCUAUGCUGCAGGUCAUUCUCCAAAUAUGGGUGUGACCAAACUGUCAUUUUCCUUGAACAUCGUCAGCUGUUUCUGGACAGUAGCUGCUGUUGUUCUCUGCACUGUCCCCGACUCUCAUGGUUUCCACGGGGACCAUCAAGAGGUAUUUUCUGGUAUCAAAUGGAUGAUUGUGGUUCUCCUGGUCAUUGAACUGGUUGUUGCCAUGGUGGCGAUCUACUGGGAGAGUAAAGCAGUGUGCAGACAGCACUUCAACAUUCUGCCCAUGGUCACCCUGAAGCAAGAGGUAUGAACCUGAAGGACUGGCAGCAAACAACAAAUAACUAAGUGAAAUAAUGAUUCAUCUUGUAUGACAUUUGUUUUACUUGUGCCAAUUCACAAGUCACAAUUCACAAGUCACAAUUCACAAGUCACAAUUCACAAGUCACAAUUCACAAGUCACAAUUCACAAGUCACAAUUCACGGACCUCCCGGUCGCGGCCGGUUUACGACAGAGUCUGGGCGCGAACCCAGGGUCUCUGGUGGCACAGCUGGCGCUGCAGCACAGCGCCCUUAAACACUGCGCCACCCGGAAAAAUAGUGAUAUUUUGACACUGUCUCAAAAGUGCAAAUAAGAAAAUUAAAUACAGAAUAUAAUUAAAAAAUAUGGAUUCUACUACUGAGAAAUAGUAAUAACGUUGCAUACCAUUUUUUGUAGCAAUUUGUCAAAGAGAAAAGCUACUAUCAUGACAGAUGUUUUACUUACAAUUGCAUUAUGCAAAAUGACAUUUGAUAAUGUAGGUUAUAUUUUCAUCUGACUUGUAUCUGAUUUAAAUGAAUUUAAACAUGUAUUGUUUAAUGUCUUCUUGUUGUAACAAUAGACCUGUAAUUCCGUUCCUUCCUGAUCACAUUGUCAUGAUAAUACAGCGAUAUUUUAUGCACCAAAGCGAACAGAAUAUUUUCCAACCAACUAUAGGACUUAUUAAACUACAAAUGAUCACCAAUGAAUUGCAAGAUCAAAAAAUAAAAAGAUAUACAUCAUUUUUAA